Messenger RNA from Gracilinanus agilis (Agile Gracile Mouse Opossum), 5636 nucleotides. It is a transcript of the gene ADGRA2, whose product is annotated as adhesion G protein-coupled receptor A2. The transcript is spliced from 19 exons. Gene Ontology annotation, cellular component: plasma membrane; Wnt signalosome. The record is from RefSeq and is a predicted model, not a curated record. Lineage: Eukaryota; Metazoa; Chordata; Mammalia; Didelphimorphia; Didelphidae. The coding region runs from base 1 to 4017 and encodes 1338 amino acids. Gene Ontology annotation, molecular function: protein binding; G protein-coupled receptor activity. Gene Ontology annotation, biological process: cell surface receptor signaling pathway; sprouting angiogenesis; G protein-coupled receptor signaling pathway.
AUGGCACGGAGCGGCGGCGGCGGAGGCGGCGGCAGGAGCCCAGCCCUAUCCGCUAGAUCCCUGUGGAGUGCGCAGCAGGCGGGUGCAACCGAAGAGAUCAGCCCGGCGUGGAAAGCAGGGCGCAGGGGCCGCUCCCGCGGGGCCAGCCCGAGCCGGAGCCCCUCUGACAGCCGCGUCCUCCCCUCUGGGGCGCGCCGGCAGGGGCCCCGAGCUCGCCGGACAUGCCCCAAAUUCUCUUCUCAUUUGUUUUCUACCCAUCCCAGGCUCUUAAGCAAUAACAAGCUCACUGCACUUCGGAACGGCUCUUUCUCUGGACUUCCCAUGCUGGAGAAACUAGACCUGAAGAACAAUCUCAUCAGUACAGUGCAUCCUGGUGCCUUCCUCGGCCUGGGGGAGUUGAAGCGCUUAGAUCUCUCCAACAACCGAAUUGGCUGCCUUUCUUCUGGAGCCUUCCAGGGCCUUUCCAACCUCCUGAGAUUAAACAUGUCUGGGAACAUUUUCUCCAACCUGCCAGCUGGGGUGUUUGAUGAGCUUCCAGCCUUAAAAGUUGUGGACUUUGGCACAGAAUUCCUGACCUGUGACUGCCGCUUACGCUGGGUACUUCCCUGGGCCCGUAACCACUCUGUGCAACUGUCUGAGAGGACACUCUGUGCCUAUCCCAGCUCACUCCAUGCCCAGGCACUGCGUGGCCUCCAGGAUACCCAGCUUCAUUGCGCGGGUGCCCUGGAGCUGCACACUCACCACCUGAUCCCCUCGCUGCGCCAGGUGGUGUUCCAAGGCGACCGGCUUCCGUUCCAGUGUACCGCCAGUUACCUGGGCACUAGUACCCGCAUCCACUGGUACCAUAACAGGGUGCCGGUGGAGGGUGAUGAGGAGACAGGUGUCAUCCUAGAGGAGAGCCUGGUCCAUGACUGUACCUUCAUCACCAGCGAGCUAAUUCUGUCCCACAUCCAUGUGUGGGCAUCGGGGGAGUGGGAGUGCUCCGUGUCUACUGCCCAAGGCAACGCCAGCAAGAGGGUGGAGAUCGUAGUGCUGGAGACCUCUGCCUCCUACUGUCCUGCCGAGAGAGUCGCCAACAACCGGGGAGACUUCAGGUGGCCUCGAACUCUGGGAGGCAUCACAGCAUAUCAGUCCUGCCUUCAGUACCCCUUCACCUCAGUGCCUCUCAGUGGGGGCACUCCAGGCACCAGAGCCUCUCGACGCUGUGACCGCACUGGGCGAUGGGAGCCAGGAGACUAUUCCCACUGCCUCUACACCAAUGACAUCACCCGUGUGCUUUAUACCUUUGUCCUGAUGCCCAUAAAUGCUUCCAAUGCACUGACCCUGGCACACCAGCUGCGAGUCUACACGGCUGAAGCUGCUGGCUUCACAGACAUGAUGGACGUGGUCUAUGUAGCACAGAUGAUCCAGAAAUUUCUGGGCUAUGUUGACCAAAUUAAGGAGCUGGUGGAGGUGAUGGUAGACAUGGCCAGUAACCUGAUGCUCGUUGAUGAACACCUACUAUGGCUGGCCCAGCGAGAAGACAAGGCCUGCAGCGGCAUCAUCGAAGCCCUGGAGCGUAUCGGAGGGGCUGCCCUCAGCUCUCAUGCCCAGCACAUCUCUGUGAAUUCAAGGAAUGUGGUACUGGAGGCACACCUCAUCAAACCCCACAGCUAUGUGGGCCUCAGUUGUACAGCUUACCAGAAGCGGGAGCCAGCAGUCUCAGGUCAACGUCCAGGGCCCCCUGGAAUAGACCCCCAGCCUGAGCACGAGACCCUAGCUGACCAACAACUCCGAUUCCGCUGUACCACUGGGCGGCCCAAUAUCUCCCUGUCCACCUUCCACAUCAAGAACAGUGUGGCCCUGGCUUCCAUCCAGCUUCCCCCCAGCCUGUUCUCAUCCCCUCCUGCUGCACUGGCACCCCCAAUUCCUCCAGAUUGCACCCUGCAACUGCUCGUCUUCCGCAAUGGGCGCCUUUUCCGUAGUCAUGGCAACACCUCCCGCCCUGGAACCUCGGGUCCCAGCAAAAGACGUGGGGUGGCCACUCCUGUCAUCUUUGCCGGAACCAAUGGCUGUGGUGUUGGGAACCUGACAGAGCCAGUGACUGUCUCCCUAAGGCACUGGGCUGAAGGGGUGGAUCCUGUGGCGGCCUCAUGGAGCAUGGAAGGGCCUGGAGGUCCAGGAGGCUGGAGUUCCGAGGGCUGCCAGCUCCACUCCAGCCAGUCCAAUGUCAGCUCCUUGUACUGCCAGCACCUUGGCAACAUUGCAGUUCUCAUGGAGCUGAGCACUUUCCCUCGGGAAGCAGACCCAGGAGCAGUUUUGCACCCUGUAGUCUACCCCUGUACUGCCCUUCUGCUGCUCUGUCUCUUCUCUACCAUCAUCACCUACAUCCUUAAUCACAGCUCCAUCCAUGUCUCGAGAAAGGGCUGGCAUAUGCUGCUGAAUCUGUGCUUCCACAUGGCUAUGACUUCGGCUGUCUUUGCAGGCGGCAUCACCCUCACCAACUACCUAAUUGUCUGUCAGGCGGUGGGCAUCACCCUGCACUAUUCAUCCCUGUCCACACUGCUCUGGAUGGGCGUGAAGGCUCGUGUUCUCUACAAGGAGAUGACUUGGAGGGCUCCACCCCCCCAGGAAGGGGAGCCUGCUGCACCCACUCCCCGUCCAAUGCUCCGGUUCUAUCUGAUCGCUGGAGGCAUCCCCCUCAUCAUCUGUGGCAUCACUGCUGCUGUCAACAUCCAUAAUUACCGGGACCAUAAUCCCUACUGCUGGCUGGUGUGGCGCCCCAGCCUGGGAGCUUUCUACGUGCCGGUGGCCCUGAUCUUGCUGAUCACCUGGAUCUACUUUCUAUGUGCUGGGCUGAGCUUAAGGGGCCCGCAGGGGCAGGGCCCUAAAGGGGGCCACAGCAGGGCUUCCCUGGAGCCCGGGGAGGACCUCCGCUGUCAGGCCAGGCUCCAGGGCAGCGGUCCCCUUCUGAGUGACUCGGGCUCCCUCUUGUCUGCUGGGGGCGGAGGAGUGAUUUCCCCGGGGCCCCCGGGCGAUGGAGACGGCAUUUAUUCCUCCAGAGCCCAGCUUGGGGCACUGGUGACCACUCAUUUCUUGUAUCUGGCACUCUGGGCCUGUGGCGCCCUGGCAGUAUCCCAGCAGUGGCUGCCCAGCGUGGUGUGCAGCUGUCUGUAUGGGGUGGUGGCCGUCGCCCUGGGCCUCUUCGUCUUCUCCCACCACUGUGCCAGAAGGAGGGAUGUCCGGGCUUCCUGGCAAGCAUGCUGCCCAUCAUCUCCUCCUUCCCCUCGAGCCCUGCCGAGGCCCUUAUCCACCAUCAUGGAGGACGGCUCUGCAGUCUUUGCAGAGGGGCAUUCUUCCCUCAAAUCCUCCCCGAGUGGCAGCAGCAGCCAUGCCCCACACUCGAGUCCCUGCAAGCUGACCAACCUGCAGCUGGCCCAGAGCCAGGUCUGCGACGUGGGCGUGGGAGCGCUCGGGGAGGAGCCCGAAGCCAGCAGCCCGCGGGGCCCGGCUCCCCGCCACCCCAACAACGUGCACCACGGGCGCCGGGGCCACAAGAGCCGGGCCAAGAGCCACCGCGCUGGGGAUGGAGGCGGCAAGCAUCGGCUGAAGGCGCUCCGCGGGGGGUCGGCGGCGCUGACUGGAGCGUCGGAGCUGCAGUCCAGCGAGAGCGGCAGCCUGCACAACAGCCCUUCGGACAGCUACCCGGGCAGCAGCCGCAACAGCCCCGGCGCUGGCCCUGGCUGCGGCCCCUGCCCGCGGGAAGGAGAGCCUGCGCUCAGCCCCUCCGAGGGCAGCGACACCAGCGGGGCCCUCGGCCCGGAAGCCGGACGCAACCAGCGGCGCUAUGCCAGCCGGGACAACCUCAAGGGCAGUGGGGGGCUGCUGGAAGAGAGCAAGCGCCGCUCCUACCCACUUAACACAGCUAGCCAGAAUGGAGCCUUGAAGGCCGGGAAAUACAUCAACCUAGGCAGCUCAGAGACUGGAGCCAGUGGCUGUAUGAAGACCAGCCUCUGGAAGAGCGAGACCACCGUCUAAAGCUCCAGGGGGCUGUGGGAGCAGUAAGGAACACACUCACUCACCCCCUGCUCACUAGUGGCCAUCCUGGGGAGCCUCUGGCUGUACCUCAAAAGGCUCCCCGUGCUGGUGACAGCAAGGCCACCUCUCCUUGCCAGUGAGGCAGAUGCCAACGCAUGAACACUAGGGGAUGGCAGCUCGCUUAGGGGGCAGGGCUCUGCCCUUUCUGGAGGGAGCUUCUCCAAAGGGUGCCCCCUGCUACCCCAGCCUCAGCCCCCUUUUGUGUCUGUCUGGGAUCCUCCAUACCAUCCAGCAAGAACAGGCCAUUCCCAUGGGCCUAUGGAGCAACCUUCCACCAGCUGAAGCCACCACUGUUCUUGCCCAAACUGUCUCCCAUGUUGUUUAGAGGAACAGGGUCUAGGGUGAACUUUCUGGCCACCCCAGUUCUCUUUAGAGGCCUAAUGCCUUAUUUCUUAGGACCAGGGCCUGGGCCCUAUGGGCUCGCUGGACACUAGGCACUGGUCUGCCUGCCAGGCUGCUGCUUUGGAAGGCAACUAUGCAAAAGCUAGUGGGGAGGGCAGGGCCUCAGGAAGGGAAGUUUGGAAGAGAGCAGGGAAGCUCAAUUUUGUUCAAAUAGAACCAAAGAAGAGAGGGGUGCUACCCUUAACUGACUAGAGUGCUUAACUCAGGCUCAGAUUGCCUUACAAAGGGAGGGUCAAAGGUAAACCAUCCUGAGAUUUGAGAAGUCCAACAUGCCAUCUGAUUCUAAGGAAAGGUGUGAGUAGAAAGCAGAAAGAACCAAAGCUAAGGAAGAGGGACGGCCUGUUUGAGCUCCCAAAGCAAUACUCCUAGAGAAGACUAGAGAAGACAUGUUGAGUGAGGGUUCGGUGCUGGGAACGCUUUUCAAAAGGCAGUUCUCACUCAGGCUCUGGCCUCCAGGGGCCCUAGAGAAAGAAUUUCCUUUGCUUGAAUAUGAGCAUAUGAUGAAGCUCUAGGGAGUCUGAACCAUCAGACCUCAGUCCUAUGGCUAGAAGAUGCCCUUCAGGGGUCAAACCAGUUUCCUGUUCUUGAGGCCCUCGCAAGGCAGUAGCUGGAGCAUUUAGUGGAGAUCCUCCCCCACUCAUGCUGCAUAGCUUGGCCUUGGACUUCAUUCUUCUACCCCCAGGCCUUUAGCUGAGAAUAUACCAUCAAUCCUUUACUUUAGGAUUUCUGAUAGGGAGGAGAGGGUGAGUUUAUACCCGAGAGCCCAACCCUGUUCGGGUUUCCCUGCUCUUGCCCUUGUACAUGUCACCCAAGGUCUUUAAGGAGGACCCAUGGGAGAGGGUUGAUCCCAUUCUUUAGGAGUGGGUUCUGUUAUUUACGCUUGCUGCACAGAGACUAUUAUUAGAGAAAGAAAGAAAAAAAGCUUUGUAUUAUUAUUCUUCCACAUAUGCUGGCUGCUGUUUACAUACCUGCCAAUGCCUUAGCACUGGAGAGCUUUUGCAAUAUGCUGGGGAAAGGGGACUAAGGGGAGGGAAUGAAAAGUGCCAAAGAAAACGUGUUUUUUAAAAACUCGGGUUUUAUACAAUAGAGUGUUUUCUAGCAGAUGCCUUUUGUUUUAAUAUAUUAAAGAUUUGCCAAGUCCCAUGAGCGUAACCCUA